AUGUAUUACUUGGUUUUAGAACUAGAGGUCGAACAUAAAAUCGAGACACCUAAGGACCACUCGAGGGUAUCUAAGAUCAUGUAUCAACUAGUCAACGAGGAAGAUAUGUCAUGUGUAUUUCCUGGAGAUCAGUCCUCAGGCUUACCUUCUAUAACAAUAGACAAUGAGGCCAAUGCAUUCCAAGAUGCCAUUAAAAAACUAGAUAUCGAGAUAAAUCGAGUGACGAAGGAUGAUACAUUUGUAUUAUGUUCAUUAUUUUCAACAUGGCAUAUUAGAGUCACUAUUCAACGUGAAGCUCGUGAUUUAGAUUAUCAAUUACCUACAUAUUUAGCCCUCCCAAUGAUAUUUGAUUUGAAGAAAGAAUAUUUGAGAUGGAUUCAAAAUCAUAAAGAUUUACUACCAAAAGAAGAAGAAAAACAAGAAUCAAAAAUAGUUAAGGAAGAAGAAGUUACAGACAAUGAUGAUAAUGAAAAGGAGGAAAGCGAUAAAGAUGAGGACAGUGAUAGUAAUAAUGAUACACAUAUUAAUGAUGGAAUUACCCAAAAAGCUGAUAAAUUGUUGUUACAAAUUUUAGAAGUGAUGGAUAUUGAGCAUUCAGAUGACUCGCCUAUGACUAUAGAUGUAAAUGUCUCUACAGAACUUUUGACAAAAUUGUAUAAAAAAUGCAGUUCGGAAACUGAUGAACAAAAUGUGCUGACACAGCCCUAUGCUUCAUUAUCAGACUAUAAUCAAUUUCUGCAUAGAGAAUCUACUACAGUGUAUAUUAACAAUUUACCACAAGAUACUACACAAAGUGAACUUGAGUCUUGGUUCUCACAAUUUGGUUCUAGACCUAUUGGAUUUUGGACGAUAAAGAAAACGACCAGAUCUGAUGGUGGUUCUGAAUCAUCAACAGUUUUAAAUAAUUGUCCUUAUGUGGAAGAACCAGAUAGUAUAUCGGGUUUUAUCAUUUUCCAAACAAAUCAAGAGGCAAAAGAGGCACUAUUAUUGAAUGGGAGGUCUGUGCUUUCCAAUGUAGCUAAUAUUAAACAACCAAGGGUUGUUGAGCACGUUGUAGAGAUUGAACCUUCGUGUAGUACUGUACUUGCAAAGGCCCAUGGUGUAUUAGCAUCUUUCCCACAGAGUAAAAAUAAACCAAGACCUGGUGAUUGGACUUGUCCAUCGUGUGGAUUUUCCAAUUUCCAACGUAGAACAGCAUGUUUCCGUUGUACAUUCCCAAUCCCAUUAAAUCUAAUUAGUUCAAAAUCACAUUACAAUAGUGAAAAAAUAGGCGGAAGUAGCAAUGGUAACAAUGGUAAUAUUAAUAAUGGGGGUAGUAGUAAUAAUAAUAAUAAUAACAAUAAUAAUAAUGGAACGACAGUAGAGAAUAUGAAUUCCUCUAACUCCAAUCUAAGAUCCAACGGAACUGUCAAUCAUUACAUUAAUCAUAACGGACAACAACAUGGUAAUAAUGGAUCUAAUGUACCAUUCCGUGCUGGUGAUUGGAAAUGUACAUCUUGCCAAUAUCAUAAUUUCGCUAAGAAUGUCAUGUGUUUGAGAUGUAAUAAACCGAAGGUGAGACAGACAAAUAGAAAUGCAAUGAAUGUCAAUGGGGUACGUAUGUGGGAAGCACAUGGGAACAAUUACUUAAAUCAAGAACAAAAUCGGUAUACUGGUAAUUAUAAUGGGCGUCAUCGUGAGGAUACGAUUAGGACAGGGAAAUCAAGAUAA
Molecule: messenger RNA, 1710 nt
Organism: Maudiozyma saulgeensis
Lineage: Eukaryota; Fungi; Ascomycota; Saccharomycetes; Saccharomycetales; Saccharomycetaceae
Source: the annotation of a GenBank genome assembly